Penicillium olsonii is the source of this 1698-nucleotide messenger RNA. NCBI's taxonomy places the organism in Eukaryota, Fungi, Ascomycota, Eurotiomycetes, Eurotiales, Aspergillaceae. The record is from the annotation of a GenBank genome assembly.
AUGGGUGACGCGGCUAACACCCCCGCUGAGGCGGAGCGCUAUGCCAUUGGUAUCUCAUUCGGUAACUCUUGCAGUUCAAUUGCCCGUAUCUCACCUGAGGGCAAGGCUGAGGUUAUCGCCAACGAGGAGGGAGACCGUCAAAUUCCCAGCAUCCUCUCUUACAUCGACGGUGAGGAGUACCACGGCACACAGGCCAAGGCCCAACUCAUCCGCAACGGCACCAACACUGUCGCAUACUUCCGUGAUUUCCUCGGCAAGGAAUUCAAGUCCAUUGACCCUACUCCCUGCCACCAAUCUGCCCACCCCCAGCAGAAGGACGCCACUGUCGCUUUCACCGUCCGCGACACCGCCAGCGAGACCCCCAACACCAUCACCGUCUCCGAGAUCACCACCCGUCACUUCCAGCGCCUGAGACGCUCAGCCACCGACUUCCUCGGUAAGGAUGUGAACGCUGCCGUUAUCACCGUCCCCACCGACUUCACAGAUGCCCAGCGUGAGGCCCUCGUUGCCUCCGCCAAGGCCGCUGGUCUCGAUGUCCUCCAGCUCAUCCACGAGCCCGUUGCCGCUGUCAUGGCCUACGAUGCCCGCCCCGAGGCUACCGUGACCGACAAGCUGGUUGUUGUCGCCGACUUCGGUGGCACCCGCUCUGAUGUGGCCGUUGUGGCCAGCCGUGGUGGUAUGUACACCAUCCUCGCUACCGCCCACGACUACGAGCUUGGCGGUGCCACUCUCGACCAGAUCAUCAUCGACCACUUCGCCAAGGAGUUCAUGAAGAAGCACAAGACCGACCCCCGCGAGAACGCUCGCGGUCUGGCCAAGCUCAAGCUCGAGUGUGAGGCUACCCGCAAGGCCCUCAGCCUGAGCAGCAACGCCCAGCUCAGCAUUGAGUCUCUGGUCGACGGUGUCGACUACGGCUCCACCGUCAACCGCACCCGCUUCGAGCUCCUUGCCGGCAAGGUCUUCAGCCAGUUCACUGGCCUGAUCGAGCAGGUUGUCAAGAAGGCCGAGCUCGAUGUCCUUGACAUUGACGAGGUUAUCUUCUCCGGUGGUGCCUCCCACACCCCCAAGCUCGCCAGCCUGGCCAGCAACAUCUUCCCCGAGACCACCAAGAUCCUCGCCCCUGCCUCCUCCACCACCGCCAUCAACCCCUCCGAGCUGUCCGCCCGUGGUGCCGCUUUCCAGGCUUCCCUGGUCCAGGAGUUCGAGCACGAGGACAUCGAGCAGUCCAUCCACCCCAUGGUCACCGUCACCCCUCACCUGACCAAGGCCAUCGGUGUUGAGUUCACCUCCCAGACCGAGACCACCUUCCAGCCCCUCCUCGGCGCUGAGACCGCUCUCCCUGCCCGCCGCAUCGCUCAGUACUUCGCCCCCAAGGAGGGUGGCGAUGUCCUGGUCCGCGUGUGCGAGGGUGCCCGUGAGAUCAAGGUCACCAAGCCCGAGCCCAAGGCCAAGGAGGACAAGCCCGCCGCUGACGAGGAUGACUCCGACUUCGACUCCGAGGACGAGGAGGAGGAGGACAUCCGCGAGAUUGUCUGGAAGACUGAGAAACCCGUCGCCGAGCUCGCCGUCAAGGGCGUCAAGGCUGAUGGCAAGAUCGAGGUCAUGGUUCACGUCAACCCUGACCUCGGUCUCCAGAUUGCCGUCCGUGAGGUCGGCUCCCAGAACGCUGUCCGCGGCGCCGUCAACGGCUCUGCUUAA